Molecule: messenger RNA, 5229 nt
Organism: Saccharomycodes ludwigii
Lineage: Eukaryota; Fungi; Ascomycota; Saccharomycetes; Saccharomycodales; Saccharomycodaceae
Gene: MLP2
Product: Mlp2p
Exons: 1
Coding region: 1-5229 (1742 amino acids)
Biological process (GO): protein import into nucleus; mRNA export from nucleus
Cellular component (GO): nuclear pore
Molecular function (GO): structural constituent of nuclear pore
Source: RefSeq, a predicted model, not a curated record
AUGAGCAUUGUGCCACAUGAUUCAAUCCCUAAUAGCACCAAUGACCCUACAAUUAACCUGCAGGUUUUAUCAAAAUCUAUUGGUGUGGAAGAAUCCUUAAUUAAUACUUUAAACCCUACAUUACUCAACAAAUUAUCUGAUAUAGUUUCUAAUUUGGAACUUUUGAAAUCAGAAAAUCUCGAUAAAACUUCUGUAAUUGAUGGCUUGAAGUCCUCAUUUCAACAAAAAAUUGAAAAACUAAAAGAAGAGUUUAAAACACUUUCCGAGGAUAAUGAUAAUUUAAUAAAUGAAAAAGAAUCCUUUGAAAAAUCUAAACGGGGCUUAGAGGAAACAAUUCAAAAGAAUUCAGCAGAAAUUAAAGUUUUGGAACUAAAAUCAACUGAGCUUUUAGAACAAAAAAAAAUGGUCGAAAGUGAUAAAACACAAUUAUUGACCAAUUUAGAAAAGAAAAGUUUCCAUAUAAAUGACCUUGUUGGCCAAGUUAAAACUUUAGAAACAAAAGUAAAAGAUUUAAAAACAAAUAAAAAUGAAAAUGAGCUUCGUAUUCAAAAUUUAGAAUCGGAUAACAUUCAAUUUAAAUUUGAAAAUGAAAAAUUGAAAAAAGAGCUUGAAUUAUCUAGUACAAAUAAUGACUGGCUUAAUGAGCAAUUGAAAAUUACUUCUGAAAAAUUUAACGAAUAUAGGCAAAAUAUUAGUUCAGAAUUAUUGGAAUUAAAAUCAAGCUUAAGGAAAACAACAGAAAAUCUUCAAUUGGAAAAAAAUUGCAAUGCCAGGAUAACAAAGGACGUUGAGCAUAAAACUAAAUUACUGCAACAAAAAUCGGUCGAAUUAAAGACCAUCUCUGAUAAUUUGGAGAAGCAAAAGCAUGAAUUUGCCCACGAAGUCAUGUUAAAGGAGAAAUUGAUUGCUUUAUUAGAAAAACAGAUUAAAACAUUAAAAGAGACGCAUGCAGAUUAUCACGAUCAAACUGUGGCUCCAAAAGAUUCUUUGCUUGAAGAAUUAUCCAAGAAUAAGGAAAUAAUAAAAAAUUAUGAAGCAAAAAUUGAUUGUUUGGAAGAUGAACUUCAGCAACUUUCAACUACAGAUUCUACUCAAGAAGAAAAAAGCAUCGACAUCGGCAAAGUUUACUCUGAUAUGAGUAUUUUGAAGAAAGAAUUAAUCAAAGAAAGACAUCAGAAAUUGGAUUUGCAAAAACAAGUGGAAAGUUUUAUUGUUGAAUUAGAACAUAAAGUCCCAAUUUUAAACUCAUUUAAGGAACGCACUGAAAUGUUAGAAAAUGAAAUUACAGUAUUAACUUUUGAGCUCGAAAAAACUAGUAAGGAUAAUGAAAUGAAAAUUAGAUUGUUGGAUUGUGGAGAACAAAAAGUCAACGAUUAUCAGUCACAGAUCAGGCUAUUAAAACAACAAAGAAUAGACUUGGCCAACCAAGUCAAAUACUUGUUGCUUCAAAUCGAGUUACGCAGUGAUGCAAAGCAGGCAAAUAUCUUAACUCCAAAACAACUAAAUUUAAUUUCAAAAUUAGUUGAUUCUUCAAAUCCAUAUGAUGAAGACAUCCAAAAGGAAAUUAGCGACAGAUUAGUGGUUUUUAAAGAUAUUAACGAGUUACAGCAACAUAAUGCAGAAUUGUUAACUUCGUUGAGACAACUAGGCCAUAAAUUGGAGGAAGAAGAAAUGAAAAAUGCAACAAAUAUCAGUAGUAUUGAAAGUAAAGCCAUUGAGGAGGCAAAAGAACUUAUUGUUGAAUUGCAAAAACAAAAUACCACAUUACAAGAUAAGCUAGCAUUGGUUAUUAAAGAACGUGAUGCCUAUAAAUUGGUAAACAGCAGCAAGACCUCAGACGGUAAAUCAGUAGAAGCUGAUGUUAAAUCGAUUAUUAGUGAAAAUCAAGCAAGAAUUAAAGAAUUGGAGACUCAUCUCUCAGAAUCUGUGAAGUACUAUUCAGAAAACGUUAAAGUGUUAAAUGAAGAAGUUCAAGCUUUGUAUAAACAAAAAAGUGAAAUUGAGCUCAAAUUUAGCUCAGAAAGGUCAUCCAAAUUACUUGCUGAAGAAAGGUAUAGACUAUUGUGUGAUAAUCUAGAUGGCCUGAAGAGCGAAAACACUCUGCUAAGAUCCAGGUGUGAUAAAAUAGAAGAUAAUCUUUUAACUCAAGAUAAAAAUACCAAUGAAACUAUUAACGAAUUAAUCUCUUUGAAAUCUCAGAACGAUGUUUUACUUGCUCAAAUUGAAAACUUAAAGAAAGAAAAGUCGUUGAUCAAACAAUCGAACGAUAAACGCUCCCAAGAGAAUGCCUCGAUUUCAAAAGAAAGAAACCAAUUAAAAGUUUUGGUUACUGAGCUACAAAUGUUGAAAAAGGAAAACGACAAAAUUUUGGAAAACGCUUAUAAGAAGUACAGUACAGAUAUUGAACAAACAAAAGCCGAGAUAACCGGUCUAAAAACUCAGUUAGAAACGAAGACAAAAGAAUUGGAUGACUUGUCCAAAUUGCAUCGAGACUCUACCGAUUUAUUUCAACAAAAAGUCUUUGAGUUAAAUGAAAAAGCAAUAGAGUUUCAAAAAGAUUUGGCUACAAAAGAUAUUUAUAGCAAUAAGUUAGAAGGCGAAAUUAAAAACUUGAAAGAUACUGUAUCGCAGAAAGAUAGUAAACUACACACUUAUGGCCUAUUGAAUGAAAACUCCCCCUUGGAGAUGUUGAAAAAAGAAAUGGAAAAAACAGAAAUUAAGCUAAAGGAAUACGAACAAGAACUUGCUCAAUACAAAGACAUGUAUAAGUCUUCUGAAGAAACAAUCAAUAGUUUGAGUAGUGCGCUACAACUUGCUAGGGAUAGCGUGUCACGGAAAGAGCAGGAGUUUGUGCAAAUUGAAAAUGAGUUAAAACAUAAGAUAUCUUUACUUGAAACUCAAAUUACUGAUUUGAACAAUGAGUUAGAACAACAAAAAUUGGAAAUGGAAAUCCAAUUAUCUGAUUAUAAAAAGGAAAUAGAGCGUCUAAAAGUUUUUGAAAGCGAUUCUGUUUCUAUUCGAAAAGAUUAUGAAGAUAAGACUAGUUUGUUGCAAAACAGUUUAAGUGAACAGCAAAGUUUAGCUAUUAGUUGGCAAAAAAAAUAUGAAGAAGAAUUGCAAAGUCAUGCUUCUAUUACUAAAUCUGUGGGGAAUUUAAGAGAGGAUUGCCAACGUUACCAGCAACAAGUGGAAGAGCUAAAGGCGACUGCUGACACUGCUAGAAAAACCUUGGAGACACAUGAAUUGAGUUGGGAAGAACAAAGGGCUGAACUUGAAUCACAGCUAGGUUUGGCUAAUGAGAGCAUUGAAGAUUUGAAAUCACAAAAUAAAUUAUUGUACGACCAAAUUGAAAACAAGCUAGAGCUCAACAAAGGUCUUGAUUCCGUUGAUGAAGAAUUAUUUGGUAAUAAGGAAUUACUUUUUGCCGUUCGUCGCGAAAAAGAAAUAUUGGAAACAAAACUAGAAGUUUCUAAAAGAGAAGAAAGCUUAACCCGUCAACAAUUAGAUAGUGCCAAUAAAGAAUUAUUAACUUGUAAAAUGGAACUCAAUAAUUUGAAGCAAUUAAGCGAUUCCAACGCCAAUGAAGAUUUAUUCAAUAAGCACAAUGAAAUAUUGGAGAAACUAAAUCAGUUGAAUUUGUUAAAAGAAAGUAACAUUACUCUAAGAAACGAACUUACAUUGGAACUAAAGAAAAAUAAGGAUUGGUCAGAACGGAUACAAUCUUUAGAAACUGAACUAUCGCCAUUAAGAGUUGAAAUAGAAACUUUAAAGACAACGAUAUCUGAAAAAACCAAGGAGCUUGAAUCUGUCAGAGAGGAGGCCAAUCGUUGGAAAACGCAUAUGCAAAAUAUGUCUAAGAAAUAUGGCCAAGUUGAUGUUACGGAAUAUGAAAAUUUGAAACAUCAAUUGGUUACUGAGGAGGAUGAAAUUAAAAGGAUGAAAACAUGUCUGGAAGAAACAAAAAAUUCCUACGAAGAAAAGUUCCAGAAACUGAAGUCUCAGUGUCACAUAAAAUUAAAUGACAUGAAAAUUAAAAACCAAACCUCUCUUGAUGAACUAAAUUUAUUGCUAGGUGAAAAGAUAAAGCAUGCAGAAAACUUGGAAAAGGAAAAAAACGAACUAACUUUAUCAUUUGAGACUGAGAGAAAAAAGUUAGAAGAUCAACUAAGCGAAACUACGGAGCACAUUAAGUCUGCUGAUAAUUUAUCCAAGAAAGUUGAAGAGUUGGAACAAAAAUUAAACAAGGAAAGAGAUUAUAACAGUAAAAAAUUAGCUGAAUUGAGUGCACAAAGCGAUGUUAACGAUUUUGAGAAGGAGAAACAACAAUGGAUUGAGGAGAAAGAAAAGGAAAUAGCUGAAAAAUUUAAGGAAGAUUUAAACAAAGCUAUUGACGAAAAGUUGAAGGAACUUUCUGCAGAAAAAAUCCCAUCCGCUACUGAUAUUGAACGAUUGAAGCAGGAAUGGGAAGCGGAAAACGAAAAAGUCAUUGAAGAACGGAUUAAUAAAGCAAGAAGAGAGGCGGUAGAAGGUAUUAAGGAGGAAAGAAUUGAUAGUAUUAUAAAGAAAAAGCAAAAAUCUUUGGAAGAAUCGUUUAACAAAAAGGUUAUGGAGGAAGCAGAAAAAUUGACUGCUACUAAAAGGGAGGUGGAUCAAACUGAAAUAAGAAAACAAUUGGAACUAGAAUUAAAGGAGAAACUAAGUAAAGACUUUACAGAGAAAUUAAAUGAAUCCAAGAAGAAGCAAGUUUUAGAGGCGGAGACUCAAUUCAAGAUGAAAAUUAACUUAUUGAAAAACCAAAGCGAUAAGUAUAAAAAAGAAGUGGAAGAAUUGAAGCAAAAAUUGGGAGCUAAGGAUAAAGCUGCCACUCAUUCUUUUGCCCCCUCUGUAGCUUUACCAUUUCCUCCAGGGGCUAGUUUUCCAUUUUUCUACAAUCAGUUAGGACCAAACGGCAACAACAAUGGUAAUGGUAAUAAUAAUGGUAAUGGUACUAGUGGUGGUAUUAACAGAACAACAGACCAAAAUAGGGUUCAACCUGUUUUUAAUGAUUCUUUGAAACGCCAACAGGCAAAUACUGAUGAUACUCAAAAUAGUGAGCAAAAUAAUGAUAAAAGGCAAAAGGUGGAGUCGGAGGAAUCUAAAUUAAGUUAUACAUCCAAUACCAUGGAUAGUAAUAAUUUAUCAUCUGCUGCUCAAAAGGAUCAUGAUGAAAAAAAUAAUGUUAACUCAUGA